AUGAGCUGUAAUCAUGUCAUUGAUGAUUCCAAACUUGCGCAAAGGUUAUAUUUAUCAAUGACAUUUACAGAUGCAUGGAAAUAUAUCCUUUACCCUGAACAGAAAGUCCCGAAAGCUAUUUAUAUUUGUCUGACAUGUAAUUCAAUCAAAAUCCAAGAGUCGAAAAUGAAAAAGCACAACAAGAAACAUAAUCAUGAUCUAUUCUUUGAAAUUAUAUCCCUUAGUAUUUAUUGUUGUAGAUGUAAAAAUCAUUUUCUUUCCACAAAACUAUUAACAAAUGCUUGCCUGACUGCUAUCCCUACAAACCCAAUGGUAGAAUUAUCUACUGGAUUUCCAAAUCUUGGAAGAUCUUGUUAUGCAAAUGCAAGUUUAAUAGCAUUAAGUAAUGUCAAACCACUAACAACAGCAAUACUGGAGUCAUCAUAUCCAGCAUGUAGAUUAAUGGCUACUGUUAUACAAGGAAAUCGUCAUGUUAAUAAAAUUUUCCAUUCUUUACUCCCAGAAUUUUCGCCAACCACAUGUUCUGAUGCAGGAGAAUUUAUUUUAGCAUUACUUGAACUAUUAUUUCAAGAUCCAAACGUCAAAACAUUAUUUGGAGGAAGAACUACAACAUUUUAUUCAUGCGCGGACUGCAAAAUGUGCAAAACUACAAGUCAACCAUUUUCAAUUUUUCCAAUUGAUAUAAAUCCUCAGGGAUGGUUAAAUUCUGACUUAGAAACUAAUAGAAACCAUCUUCCAAGGUCCUUUGGCAGUCAAGCGAUAUGGAAUAUAGAUCAUGAAGCAACUACUACUUCAUCAUUUAUAUCUGUUAUGAUGCAUGGAAAUUCUAAUUCAAUUUCAUUGGAAAAGUGCAUUGAGACUAUGUUUUCUCCUUCCAAAAUGCAAUGUUCUGAAUGCAAAUCCCAAAAUGCUUCAAUUACCGAAGCUUUGACUUCUCUUCCAGAAAUUUUGAUUGUAGAAUUAAAGAGAUUCACCAUGAGAUGGUUUGGUGUUGGAAAGAUUUACAAUUUUAUUGAUUUUCCUAUUGAAGGAAAGAUUGAUUUCGGACACUUUGUUCCACCGGAUAUCGAAGCAGGACCAACGAAGUAUAAAAUCAGGUCAAUCAUAGCCCACAAAGGUAAUAUGUCGUAUGGACACUAUGUUGCUUACUGUUCGACCUUUGAAGGAUGGAAAUUAUAUGAUGAUUCGAAAGUUUCCAUUGUAGAUCCUCAAGAGGUAUAUAGUAGUAACGCUUAUAUUUUAAUAUACUCAAGGGCUUUACCCGAAGAAGUUGCCGUACUCCAUGAACAAAUUAGGGCCCUUAGUUUGCCAAGAGGCUGGGGAUUGCCAAUUAGAACUAUUAGUGAUCCUAUCAAGUGGAUCAGAAUUGUUCCGGAGACACCAGAAGGAACUGUUGUCCUGGAAGUUGCAAGUUCAUUGGCAGGAGGCAAAAUAACAAGACCGAUCACAAAAGAUGAUAUUAUUCAUCAAUUUAAGAUGCUCUAUCCUUACUCGACAUCAAAAAUUUAUAUUUCAGAAGAAGAUUAUAACGCAAUAUGGAAGUUUUUAUAUUUUAAUGGAGAGUUACCAGACAAAAUUGUCCCAGUUGAACAUUCUGACUUCCAAAUUGGUGAUUGCCUUAGUAUUUUACAAUUCCCAAAAUAA
Messenger RNA from Trichomonas vaginalis G3, 1644 nucleotides. RefSeq names its product ubiquitinyl hydrolase protein. Gene Ontology annotation, biological process: protein deubiquitination. The transcript has a single exon. Lineage: Eukaryota; Parabasalia; Trichomonadida; Trichomonadidae. The record is from RefSeq and is a predicted model, not a curated record. Gene Ontology annotation, molecular function: cysteine-type deubiquitinase activity; zinc ion binding. The coding region runs from base 1 to 1644 and encodes 547 amino acids.